GUCCCCGGCCUCUUCCCUUCGCUCUGCCUCCUGCCUCCUGCCUCUGCCCAUGAGUCGCUCUUCCCGCUCCCACCCUCAGAACAUGCCUCCUCCUGACGCCAUCAUGGGCCCUCCGCCGUUGCCUCCAACCAUCGUCUUCACCCCUUCUCAGGCUCCUGCCCCCAACGCAGGUCCCCAGGCCAGCUCACAAAAGUCGUCUCACCCGACUCAGGACGUCGGCGAAAAGUAUAGUAGGCUGAAGAGGAAGUACUUCGAGCUCGAUGAGAAAUUUAAAGAUGCUGUCAUUGAGAUGAACUCUGGUUAUAAGCGGUCUGUCCUGUGGAGAAACGAACGAACCUAACUAUCCCGUCCCCUACAGCUUGCUACUCGAUCGUAUCAUGGAACUCGAAAAUAACGUCCUUCCCAGUCCCAACUCCUUUCCAAGCCCUAUCAGCUCGGCAUACCCACGUAGUCUCUCCAACCCACGCGCUCAAAAAAUGUUCAUCGCCAACCUUGACCAAGGGAUCAUGGAAGCCGAAAUGGAAGAUCUGGACGAAGAUCCGCUCAUGCGAUCGCGACACAUUGGUCCUCACAUCCGCAAACGACAAGAAGCAGAACAACGGGAACGUCAAGAGGAGGAAGCGCGCGAAGCCAAGAGACAAGCGAGGAGACCGAGAGGGUCGGGGGCGGCACAGAAACAAAAGGAGACGAAUGCCGCAGCUAGCACAAGUAGGAACGAGAACAGCCAUCAUCACAACCCGCCGUUGCAGUAUGCUCAUUCGCCUUCUGGUCAGAGAGACUCCCCGUGGCUGGUGUCCGAGACCGGUACUAGGCUACGCUUGAAGCCGCCUGCGCCACCCCCGUCGUCAGCACCAGAACCGGGAGCUGAACUCAGCAUGUCGGCGCAUCAUGCUCAAAUCCAAUCCGAAUAUCAAACCCAACCACAGACCUAUCAGCUACCUCCACCCCCGCCGCCUCCACCGUCUCAAUUUCGGGCUGCCUCUCGUACACCACCCGAGGUCCAUAAUCAACAGCAAGCCUAUUCUCAACCGCAACCGCAACCGCAAUCUCAGCCACAAUCACAGUUUCAUUCACCGUCUCUCGCUCAAGCCUCUUCUCAUGCUCAACCGCCAGCACACGCUCAUUCUUCUCCUCAAAUUCAAAUUUCUCAUACACCCCAACCUCAGGUCCAACCAUCACCCCGGCCUGAACCUCAACCACAGUCACAAUCUCAGUUUCAAUCUCAGUCUCAUGUUCAACAACAGCCUCAACCUCAGCCUAAGCAUCAAGAACGUUCAGAAUCGCCUUUUCCGAUAGCUUCUCCUCAUGAGGAGAAGCAUACGUUUCUGACCAUGCCGCCACUACCUCUACCCCCACCCGUCCACCAACAACCACCACAACAGCCCCAACAACAUCAACAGCAGCAGAAGCCGAUCAUCCUCGAACCACAGGUCGCUCAUCCUCAACCGCAAGUAACCCUCCAACCAGUGCAACAAUAUGUCACACUCUCGCCUUCAGCCGACUACCGAGCCACACCUAUGGAUCCUAACAAAGCCGCCCAAUCUCAGAUGCAAAUCACCCUCCGCCCAAUGGGAGGUAACGGGACCCCAACAGGGCGACCUAGUGAGCUUCAAAGACAUGCGAAGCCCAAGAGACUGAAGGCGCAUACGGUGACCAGCAAGAGCUAUAGUAUCCCGAUGGUACCGAGGGAUAAGGAUGGGAAACCGCUUUUGCCAUUGAAUGUCGGGAUCAUGACGGUUUAUAAUUUGGGAGAGAUAUGUAGGAGGGAACACUUCCAUACGGAGAGGUAUAUCUUCCCGAUUGGGUACGAAGUUACUCGUCGAUAUUACUCUACCGUAGAUCCUACCACCGAAGUCAAUUACCGAUGCAAGAUCCUCGACGGCGGGGAUGGACCCAAGUUCCAAAUCAUCGCCGAUGACAAUAGGGAGGAUCCUGUUCUAGCCGGGACGGCUACCGGUGCUUGGUCUACUGUCGUGAAAGCGGCGAAUAGUAUCAGGAGUCGGCAGCAUAGUAAUUCGGUUUCGGGGCCGGAUUUCUUUGGGCUGGGACAAAAUACGAUCAAGCAUUUAAUUCAGGAGUUGCCUGGGGCGAAUGAGUUGAAGAAUUAUGUGUGGCAGAAGUUUGUGGAAGGAGGCCCUCUUGGCGGUCGCCACGCCGCUGUCAUACCUGCCCUCCCUGACGAAGCCGAACUCAAUGGCAGUCAACUCAUUCAAGCCCUCAGCGGUAUCGAACAUCUCAACAGGGUCCCGGAUGAUCUCAAUGGUUCGAGUAGUAGCGGUAGCCUCGUCGGUACACCUGGAAACGGGUAUACCGGUGGCAGGCGACGCGACAAAGCCAAUCGCGACGUCACUUCCGGCAACGGCAUGGCUACGCAUUAUUACUCUGAACAGCAGGGCGAACUCAUCGAGAUCGAGGACGGAGAACGGCCUCGAGAGUUGCAGAUCAUUCAAGUGGACUCUGAGGAUAUUCAUAAUGGCCAACCUGCUCGUCCAAGGUCGAAUACCGCUUCGGUAACCAUCACGGGUGCACCGGUGACUAUGACUAGUACGAUUAAGCCGCUGACUUUUCACCAGGAAUAUGCUAUUCCUCCGCCCCCACCUCCCGAUCCGGCACAGCAUAAUCGGAAAGAGAGAAGAGGGAGGAAGAGUUCGAGGGUGAGGGAGCAGCAUGGUGGGUUUGAAGAGUAUGUGGUUCCUGAUUCAAAUAUGAGCACACGGUCUCCUUCGAGACAACGAGCUUCGCAUUCGCAAUCACCAGCUUUGUCGCGGGCUGAUCGCGAUCGGGAAUCGCAUGAGCAGCAGCAGCAUCCUCCGUCACAACAACAGAUCUACUCUCCACAUCAACAACAUCAAAUUCCUCCUCCUCCACCUUCUUCUUCUCGCUCUCAGACUUCGCAAUCACCCUAUCUGUCUCCGCCUAAUGGUAGGGGGGAUGCAGAGAGAAGAACUUAUUUCGCCGGAUCGCCGCCGCCGCCACCGCCACCGAUCCCAGCGACGUUUGCGAGUAUCAUGAAUGCUUACCCUGCACCUCCACCAUCUCCGCGCAGCGAACGCAAACGUGCUGAAGACUCUUGGAAUGACCAGCAGUGACGCGGGUUGAUGCUCAUAGUCUUCGGAGUUAGGACGCUACUGGUCAUCCUUCGUGUCGCGUCAUGCUGUGCCAUGUUUUGUUUUUGGUUUUCUUGAACACUGGAUUCUCGUGCUUUUCUAGACGGUAUGAUAUGUAUGGUUGUGUCUUGUUUUCGCUCAGGUUCAUUGCUUUCCAUUCCGUAUUUCUGUUUGCUCUUUUGUACUUAUCAUCUCGAGUCCUACGUCACCGUCUAUCCUUACAUUAGGGCAUCCAUGUUAUGAUUUUCUUCUCCCCCCCCCCCUUUUUUUUUGGUGUUGAUUUAUGCUAACGAUGAUAUAUCACCAUGAUUGUCUCCCUCCUUCCAUUCUCAAUCGGCUCUAGGUCUCUGCCAAUCAGUCGCCUCAGGUUUCAUGUACCUUUUGCGCAGACCCACGACUUACGACUUUUUUUAGUGUCCAGCCCACUUAUCAAUCCGCCUCAAGACCUAUUCAUCCCCUAGGCUCCCUCCCGGGAUACCUCACCUUGCGGGAUGAAUACGGUCACCAACCUCACCCGUGGUUUGACGCGAUGCAAAGCGGUGCGGGGGUAAAACCUUGACUCUGCUUUCAUCGAUCCCAUGGGCGUGGGUUCUCACAACACUCGACUUUCUUUCCUUCCUCGGGAGGAAAGCGCGGGGUUGUUGAGUGAGGCGAUAUUAAGCCAAGCGGUCCUGAGUGGUUUUCGGAUCGUAGCCUCAUUGUGGGACUCCUGCUGUUGCGAGGAAUGUGCCAGAAUUUGGGGUAGUAUGUGGGGCUGACAUUCAAU
Messenger RNA from Somion occarium, 3873 nucleotides. The record is from the annotation of a GenBank genome assembly. NCBI's taxonomy places the organism in Eukaryota, Fungi, Basidiomycota, Agaricomycetes, Polyporales, Cerrenaceae.